This is a messenger RNA of Porites evermanni, 3301 nucleotides long. NCBI's taxonomy places the organism in Eukaryota, Metazoa, Cnidaria, Anthozoa, Scleractinia, Poritidae. The record is from the annotation of a GenBank genome assembly.
AUGCUUCAUGGACAUGAACGUUCCAUUACACAAAUCAAGUACAACAGAGAUGGUGACUUGCUGUUUUCCGCUGCAAAGGAUACAAAACCAAAUGUCUGGUACUCAUUAAAUGGAGAAAGACUUGGGACUUAUAAUGGCCAUGGUGGUGCUGUUUGGUGCAUUGAUGUUGAUUGUAUCCUUGAGGAAAUUAUUUUGUAAAAAUAGCCAUGGAAAGUCUAAAUUUUUACUGCUUUUACUUGUACGUCUUCAUCAAGUUACAGAUUGCAAGGGUGUGCAAUGAUUAAUCACCGUGCUAUAUCCAGAUGAGCUAACCAAUCCAAGGUGAGGCCUCAAAUUGGGCACAUUUGUUAAAGCCUAAAAUUUGAAUUUUUUUUUUUCUGGUCCUUUUUAAAUACCUGCAUGUACAAAUUUACAGCUGUAGGUUGGUCAUACAGCUGUGUCAGACGAUCUCAUCCAGAAUACAUCUGUUUCAUCUGGGCUCUUAUUCAAAUGUUUUAAUUAGCUCAGUUAGGUGGAGAGUUGCAUCAGGCCUCACAAAAGUUUACAGUUUGUUGACCAACCAUUUGAGGUGAAUGUUGACCUAGGACAAUCACUUCCCUAUUCACGAUCCUAACUGAUUUUGAGUGGCAAAUAAAAUUAAGGCUCUGUUUGCACUACGGCAAAAAUUAACGUUUGAUGUGUGCAAAAAAAUUGAAAAUUUUGUAAAAACCAUGUUUUUGUUUUCACAUUAAUUCUUGUUCACAUCUGAGACAAGCAAAAUGUUUUUGUAUAACCAGAAAUGUCAAUUAAAGGAACUUUAAUUGGUCUUGUUCUCGAAAUAAGAUGACCUUUGGGUAUCCUCCUAUGGCCUUUUUUCCUGUGAUCUCAACAGCAACUGGCAUUCACAGAUUGAGAAACAGGUGGCCGUCUCUGUUUUCUCAGCUGGUUGACAAUUAUGGCGACAACUCAGCCGAUAACCCCUUUCUAUCAACCAGUCAAAUCCAGUGUAAUUGAAAAUAAAAUAGUUAAUGCUGAAGAAGCUGAAGCCAUGGAAGCCGAUGAUAAGUUGUUUUAUGCUUUUAUUCCAUUUCCUGAGAAAUAUUAUUUAGUGACUAUGGAGGGAGGAGGUGUAGGGUUGUGAGGGAGAAGUAAUUUGCCACAAAAAAAGUUCAAUUCAGUUUCUCAACCAAACUUUGAACCGCCCCAAUAAAAAUUUCCUGGAUCCGCCCCUGCCCAAGAAAGGAUCGCUGUCAAGGAACAAAUAAUUUUUGUCGCCUGACAGAAAAUUGUAGGCCAGGCCUCCACGUGUUCUUGACAGCAUCUUUGUAGUUUGGUGACAGUCUAGAAAAAAUUGGUUGGUGAAAAAAAUUGUUUGCACUAGAAAUGGCUUCCUGUUGACAGACUUUUUUGCAAGCAAUCAAAAUCUUUUGUAGUGCAAACAGGACCUACAGCGCAUGAAAUCUGUAUGCAGUGUAGGUGUUUAUGAUGGCAAGUUAAAGACAAGCCAUUAUAUAUAUAGCCCAUGCACAUUGGACACAAAACUUUGAUUGUACAGUUAGGAAGUGUGAAAUAAAACAAUCAGAGAGAUUCGUAUCAUUAAUUAGUUGACCAGGAGUUUGUUUCUGAGGUAUAUUCUAGUUGUUUUUCAUUGGGGUUUAAAGAGGUGUACAUGUGACCCAUGUACUCAGGUCUAUCGAUUAGUCAUAACUUUGUUAAUAAAUUAAGUGAAUUUUGCAACAACACAUAAACACACAGGGUCUAGAGGAGUUUCAUGUGAAUAAAUGAAUUACUUAUUUUAAGUCUCACCUUGCAAAAUGUCUAUACCUGUCGCUUAGCAUGAUUAAUUAGCCCAAUGGGAUCUUAAUGAAUCUACUGUAAACGAUUUCUUCGCUUCUUAUCUGACAUGUGAAUAAAUGAAUUACUUAUUUUAAGUCUCACCUUGCAAAAUGUCUAUACCUGUCGCUUAGCAUGAUUAAUUAGCCCAAUGGGAUCUUAAUGAAUCUACUGUAAACGAUUUCUUCGCUUCUUAUCUGACCAGAUCAACUUUGUUGUUCGCCAUUUUGAAAAUGAAUAACCGCAAGCCAUAUCCUCGCUGGAGCACGGAACGUCGCCCGAAGGGCGACCAAGGCACAAAGUGCCGAGUGUAAGCCGAUCUUGCGAGCCCUCAGUCUCUUGGUUUGUGGUCUAUAGAAUGUGUAACGAAACUGUAACGCGAUCAAAAUGACCCAUUUUUUCAGAGGUUUUCAACGGGUUUUGAUGUUCUUACGACAAACACAUCUCCUCUGGACCCUGUGAUGAAUAUGGCUGUACUUCCUUAACUUGUGACAUCCUGUCCUCAGGGGAAACAAAGCAUUUCAUUUCAGGGUCAGCUGAUAACAGCUUAAGAUUCUGGGAUUGUGAAACAGCCACAACGUUAUCCAAAUAUGAAACAAAAACCGCUGUUAGGGCAUGCGGCUUCUCUUUUUGUGGUAAACAAAUAAUGAUGACAACUGACAGACAGAUGGGCCAUGAAUGCAUUCUCAUGUUAUACGAUGUCAGAGAAGGUGAGCAUGCUAAUCUUGUACAGCAGGGUAAGUCCUGUUUAGUCAUUAGUUGUACAAUGCAACUAUAAUUUAGAUAAUGUACAGUACCGCUCAAAAGUAAGUUACCAGUCACUUUUCAUUUCCUGAGCGACAAGAAUCGCAUGGCGUGAGAAUCGUUGAAGUAGCAAUUUUUGGCAUACAUGUAACUUAUUGACAACAUGUCCGGCAAGAAACCAACUAAUAAUGUGUAGCAUUGCCUUGAAAACUAAAGAAAACAGUGGUUAAAUUUUGGAUAAAUUUAAGUUUUUAUAGGUGCUUAUUGCACAAUAUUAUGUUGUAACAUGACCUCAUUAAUUUUUUCUCAUUUGGGGAACUUUGCCUCCCUUUGGUGGCAUCAUUGGUAAGCUGCUCACAUACAUGUAGCUUAUGCACUGUAUUGUUUCAUGAAAUCCAACCAAUGUACGACUAGUUGUGACUUUUAUUAUUGUAUGGAGAUACCUGGCAAACUUCGUAAAUUUGCACAAAGGUGUACUCAUUACCAAAAAUAUCAGGACCAUUACUCUGUUUCUUACCAUUUACCUUAGUGGUAGCAGUAUACAUGUUAUAAGCACAUGUACAGUGUACAACUGUACUUGAAAGUAUAACUAGGGUACGUGUACUUUUUGUCUGAAGGAUCAAAAGAGCCUUAUCUGAAUAUUCCAAUUGAGGGACCAAAAGUAUCUGCUGCUCUCUGGGGACCACUAGACCAGUAUAUAAUCACAGGACAUGAAAAUGGAGAUCUUUGUCAGUGGGAUACGAAG